AAUAUUAUAAAAAAAAAGGAAGAACAAAGACAAAAUAAGAAAGAGGAUGAAGCAGAAUUGAAGAUGUUGUUAUUCCUUUUUAACUUGCCAAAUCAUCGUCGUAAGUAACAGUCUAACGGUUUGUAACCGAACCCUCUUUUCAGCAGAUUCAGAUCCAUUGUCUGAACCAAAAUCAGAAGUAUCACUAUGCUAAUUUACCUAGCUCAGGCUUCAAUUUUCAUGUUUGGAAAUUGAGCUGAGAUAAGCAGAUUUAUAGAGAAUUAGAGAAAUGAGGAGAUUUAUAGAAUGGUAUGGGUAUGGCCAAUAGGGUCAGAUUUGUAAUGAAUUUGUUGGUUGUGAUGUGAUAGAUAUGUUGUAUUAUGUAUAAUGAGUGUUAUGAAGAAGGCUUUUAAGCAAAUUGCAUUGAUCCUGAUGAGGGAGCUAUCGUGGCGUUGUUUCGGUCACAAAAUCGAUUGGCGAAGAUUGUUUCUUCUUGCAGCUAUUUUCACAGUGUCCGGUUUCGUGUUUCAGAUGCUUGUGCAUAGUAAUGUAAUUGUACUGUUCCAUUUUCCUAAUGAAACUGAUUCUUCAUUAUACAAGUCCUCCAAUAGCACCAUACAAGGGGCACGGCUUCAACAGGUUCACCUCAGUCUUUCUAAUUCCGUUGUACCGUCUAAUUCGUCUAACACUUUUGUCCAAUCAGUCUCAGUUGAGAAACACAGUGUAGAAACCCCAGCAAGAAGGAAGAGUUCAGUGUCUGGGAAUAACAGGAAAGAUGGAGAUCUUGCUGGUACAACAAAGUUGGCAAUAUCUUUAUCUCCCCCUCGCAGCCGUGUUCCUUCUGGUAAGCAGAGACAUGUGUCGCUGUUGCUGCCUGCUGAUGCACUUGUAUACGCAAAGAAAGAGAUUGAUCACGCCCCUUUGGUUAAUGAAGAUCCUAAUUUUUAUGCUCCUGUGUUUAGGAACAUUUCAGUUUUCAGAAGGAGCUAUGAAUUGAUGGAAAAGAUACUAAAAAUAUAUAUAUAUCCUGAUGGCGCAAGGCCCAUUUUUCACAAACCUCCCCUUAAGGGAAUCUAUGCUUCUGAAGGAUGGUUUAUGAAGUUACUGGAAGAAAAUAAACAAUUUGUCACAAAGGAUCCUGAGAAGGCUCACUUAUUUUAUCUUCCAUAUAGUGCACGGCAAAUGGAGUUGUCUCUCUAUGUUCGUGGGUCACAUGAUUUGAAACCGUUAUCAAUCUUUCUUCGGGAUUAUGUGAAUAAGAUUGCUGCAAAAUAUCCCUUCUGGAAUCGCACACAUGGGUCUGACCAUUUCCUUGUUGCUUGUCAUGACUGGGGUCCUUACACCGUGACUGGGCAUGAUGAACUAGCCAGAAACACCAUCAAAGCUCUAUGUAAUGCUGAUUUGUCUGAAAGAAUCUUUAUUGCAGGAAGAGAUGUUUCCCUGCCAGAAACUACCAUAAGGGUACCGAGAAGACCUCUUAGAAAUCUCGGUGGUAAUAGAGUAUCGCUACGUCCAAUUCUGGCCUUCUUUGCUGGAAGCAUGCAUGGUAGAGUGCGUCCCACUCUUCUAAAGUAUUGGGGCGGUGAAAAAGAUGAAGACAUGAAAAUCUACAAGCGUUUACCUCUUAGAGUUUCACAAAAGAUGACUUACAUCCAACACAUGAAAUCAAGUAAAUAUUGUGUAUGUCCAAUGGGGUUUGAAGUUAAUAGCCCUAGGAUUGUUGAAGCUAUAUACUAUGAGUGUGUUCCUGUGAUCAUUGCAGACAAUUUUGUCCUUCCUUUUAGUGAAGUUCUGGACUGGAGUGCCUUUUCUGUGGUGGUGCCUGAGAAGGAUAUUCCGCGGCUGAAGGACAUUCUAAUGUCCAUCCCAAUGAGAAAAUAUCUCACAAUGCAAAGUAAUGUGAAGAUGGUACAGAAGCAUUUCCUAUGGAACUCAAGACCAAUAAGAUAUGAUCUGUUUCACAUGAUUCUGCAUUCAAUAUGGUUCAACAGGCUGAACCAGAUUCAAACACUGCAAAUACAAAAAUCGUUUUAGUAUACAUUGAGCAUAUUAAUUUGAAUCUGAUCUUGUUUCGCUGACGUAAUGUGAAGAGUCAAAAGUACCAUUGUUGGGAAUCAAUGCAGGACUCCAGAAGUCUUUUAUUGUUGCCUUCAUACAUCAGAAAUUUAUUUCAUUUAGAGGUGGUUUGGUAAGGGAAAUCUUACGAAGUUCCUAAGAAUCUUCAAAUUGAGAAUUUAAAUGGAUACAUUUGGUAUGAAUGUGUUUUAAAAAACAUUCAUAGUUCUUAUGAAUUGGUUUUUUUUUUGUAACUAGGAUUCCUACCAAAACAUUUCCACGUGUAUCAUCACAAAAGUGAGAAUCUUAUGUAUUAUGAGAAAUACAAUUUUGUUACUUAUCUAUCAUUACAAA
Lotus japonicus is the source of this 2388-nucleotide messenger RNA. Its product is annotated as probable glycosyltransferase At5g03795. The record is from RefSeq and is a predicted model, not a curated record. Lineage: Eukaryota; Viridiplantae; Streptophyta; Magnoliopsida; Fabales; Fabaceae. Bases 367 to 2013 code for a protein of 548 amino acids. The transcript is spliced from 5 exons. Gene Ontology annotation, molecular function: glycosyltransferase activity.